Rhopilema esculentum is the source of this 4601-nucleotide messenger RNA. RefSeq lists its product as uncharacterized. Gene Ontology annotation, molecular function: protein dimerization activity; DNA-binding transcription factor activity. NCBI's taxonomy places the organism in Eukaryota, Metazoa, Cnidaria, Scyphozoa, Rhizostomeae, Rhizostomatidae. Gene Ontology annotation, biological process: regulation of DNA-templated transcription. The record is from RefSeq and is a predicted model, not a curated record.
AAAAAUGAUGAUAAGGUGACAGAUUUCUACGGCAUUUACAUUGCUUUGCCCAAUUACUUGUGGUUGAAUUGAAGAAAAAUCGGCAGAAUCCCCGUCCUUGGCAAUGCUCAUUAAUAAUUAAACAAUAAUUAAAAUGCAACUACGUUCAGCGCUAAAGAAGAAUUUACGCCGAAGUACAUAACACAGGACCUGCUAGCAAUAUUUGCCGUACAUGUAUGGUUGAAAUUAGGCUUGAGAAGAUAAACAACACGGGUCGUUACGGAAAUUUACGCUGAACUGGCUCCUGCUUGAACAUUGAUCAAGAUGAAAGCAGCGUAUGGCAAGGUUCUGUGAUAAAACAGACAGUAAAAGGCAGCGAAAUUCAAUAUGGUUCAUUCACCAGCAAGGAUGAAGAGACACCCACAGGAAAAAAAGCCACCAGAGAUAGUAGUUCAAGAUUUCGGAGAAGAUAUGUUCGAUCUCGGAACACCUAAAGACGUUGAGCAUAUGUACAAAUUCGUUUUGUCGCCUCGCCAGUCUCCGGCUUCUACAAAAUGGAGUAACGGGCUGGAGAGUUUUUCCGACAGCGGAAAGUUAAAGAUUCCUUAUGGAACAAAUUCCUGCAUACUUUUUAAUGCAAGUCCUAUUUCAAAAAAUUAUUCCGAGUUGGAAAGUUUAGACAUGAUAUUUCAAGCCAAUGGCGCGGAGGAUUUACUGACCGGACCUGAAAAAGGCUUGUCGGAUUCCUUUUUAAUGGAGCUAGGUCUCAAAUCACCGCACAGCAAAGUGACAUUAUUUUCGCCUAAAUGCCCUACGAGUUUAUUCUCUGAAAAUUUCCUCAAAGAAGUAGGGCUGGCGAAUAGAGGAGAGGUUACACUUCUCAGUCCAAAGGCUCCGAAUCUGAUCUCUACUAAAACGCCCGUUGUUGUAAAGUGUCAGAAUGAAGACAAGUGUGAGCUCGGGAUCUACCUUCCGCCGUGUUACACGCCAGCUCUUGUUGAUUCGAUUCAGAGCACGAUUCACCAAGAAGAGCUGACCAUGUUUCCCUUCCCGCCAGUAAGUGACGGCUCAGUGUCUGAUUGUAGCCAUAAUGACGAAACAGAGAGUAACAACUUUUUCAGUUGCAUGCAGCAGGACAACAUGAUUAUCAAAGCGGGUGGUAGUAGUAAUCUAUUUGAGCCUAAUAAUAAUAAUAAUAAUAACAAUAAUAACAAUAUUGGUAUAAUUAAGAAUGGCACUACGUCAGACAAUCUUACUGAUUUAAACUUGCUACAUAAUCACAAUGGUAUUGAUGUUCUGACUAGCGGUGUUGAUAGUAGACAUCUUAAUAGUCAGAUGUUUACUCAGCCUGGCCUCUGCCCCGUAAUUCAAGGAGAGAGUGCAGUAGCAGGUGGCUUUGGCUACCAGUUGGCUGCUGGUAGUUCAUCAAAUCGUAAUGCCGCUUCAAUAAGUCAUGGUAGACGGGAGGCGAGGGCUAGUAAGAGGCAACAGGCGACCAAAGACGCCAAGAAGGCCUUAAAAGAUGGACGCGUUCUUCACAAUGACGUAGAACGAAAGAGAAGAGGAGAGAUGCACUCACGUUUUCAGAAGCUUCGAGAGAGCAUCCCCGAACUGGAAAACGACAAAAAAGCGGCUAAGAUAACUAUUCUGAAAGUCGCGAAACGAUACAUCAGAGACCUCGAAGAAGAAGGGAGAAAAAUGGAACAAAUCAAAGAAUAUGAGAAACGAAGGAAUCGAGAACUUCUGAAUAGGUUAUGUGGAUUGACAGGAACGUCUGGGGUUUCCGCUUGAAAUAAAUUCAGUUUAGUCACAACUUUUUUAAUAGUUCAUAGACACACAAGUGAUUUUUUUAACGUGUAGCACAGGGGAUAGAAUUUUGAUAAAGUAGUUGUAACAUGCGGGCAAAAAAUUGGCACCGUUCGUACUGCAAACACAACAGAUAUUGGUUAAAUCUCAAAGAUUAACCAUCAAGAGCAAAAUGAUUAAAGAAGAAUUCACUUGCGCUUCGAUUAGUAUCAACAUUUUGGUUCAUAUUUGUAUUUCCUUCCACUUUAGGCGGGGUUCACACAAGCAUUCAACGUUAAACAACUCACUCAAACGUUGUUUUAGAUAUUAAUUAAGUAUUAAACACAUUAAAAGGGUUGCUAAAAGUAUAUCAACAGCAUUGAAGUAUAACAUCUAUUCCACCGAGAUCUUUUAGCUUGGACACCAAUCAAUGUUUUCCAAUAUAAAAAUUUAUGAAGUAUCUUUUUUGAUAUAAUACGAAUCAAUAUGGAAAUAAGUUUGAAAUACAGAGCUUUAGGUGCAUACAAACUAAAGGUGCAUGGAUUUGAAAAUUGACGUUUAUCUACCAAUCACUGCACAACUUUUAACGGAUUGGACUUUUGCUAGUUCAACCACUAGAUUGUAACUGUGGCCUAAAAGUACGGAUUGCUAUGACUAACGGGCCGUCGCUAACUGUUGUGCUCAAGCGGGCUGUCGGCUCCCUUUUGACAAGAAAGCUACAGAAAAUCCUUAUUUCCCAACAAAGUUGAAGAUUUGUCAACGAUGUUCUCCAUAAUGACGGGCCAAAUAGCGACGGCCCCAGUGGUCACGGUCCCAAUAGCCAUGGCCCUUUUAGCCACAACCCUGAUGAUCAACAGUGACGAAAACCAUUGAGAGGGUUACCAUAGCCCGGAAACCCAGAAAAUACAUAUUGAGCAAUGUGCACUUGUCCUUAGUAGCAUUCGCAUUUGAAAGGGGUUAACAUAGCCCCCCAUCCUCAAAUUUUUGAUGAACUGGAAAAAUUUAUCGGACAUUUUAAUGUAAAAAAGUUAAGAGAAAACCCGGAAAAUACAAAUUGAGCAAUGUGCACUUCUUCUUAGUAGCAUUUGCUUUUUACGGAUUUUAUGAAUUGUAACUGCUUGUGCAUAGUGGAUUCAUAAAACAUCUAGAAAAGUUGAUAAUAACUAGAAUAAACUUUUGCGUUUUUAGCGUUUAUGUAUAAAAAAACUUAAUAUGUGUAUAAAUAACAAAUUUAUAAGUACAUAACUGGCAAAUCUCUUUAAACAAAUGUGUAACCUUUUGAAUAGCUUGCUCAAGCAAUGGUUGUAUAAAUGGCCUUGCACCCUUGUGUAUGAAAAGAAGCACGUGGUUAUAACCUAUGCAUAAAGAACAAAUUGCCGUUAAUUUUAAGGUAACAGCAUGUUUGGCAUCUUUGAACUGCAUUGUUAUUUACAAAGCAAUUCUUGUCUUGCCUGUCGUGGGAUUUUACAUCAAAACACAAUCGUAACACUUGAUUAGAAGCAUCAUUUGAUAAAAAAAAGAAAAUGGCUGGAAAAUAGCAUUUGGAGCUCGCCAUAAAAAGGCAUUUUUGCAGCCCCUUCCAAGUCUAUUACGGUCCCCAUCUGGUAUUCUUUCAAAAUUGCCGAGGGAUAAUUGGUCCGGCACAAUAAAAAUACUGCAAACUAAACAAGGCAUCAGAUAAAAACGAAAACCAGACACCUUACUAUUGGUUGUAGACACUAGACAGGCAAAGUUAUCAUCAUGAAAAGAAACUCUAAAACAACAGAAAAAUAUCGUUGUUGAUAGGAAUGUUUCGAGGGACUUAUAUUGGGAUACAUUAACAGUUGUUUUGUAAUGACAUGUGCUGUUAAGAUAUAUCUAUGGAGGGGCUACAGCAGUGGCGGAGCCACGGGGGGUAAUGAGGGGAAUAGCCCCCCCCCCACUUUUUCAGAAAGUCGGUCCUUGAGAUUCUUUCAAACCUGAUGAGAAAACUUCGGGGGGGGGGGGAUUUGUACGUUAUCUAGAUCGUCACAUUUAAAUGACAUUUCUUCAGAGAUUUGUAUCCUCCGGAAAAGAAUGUUUCAAUCAAGGUAAAAAAGGACGUGGUCCAAAAGGGCCUGGUGCCUAACACACCUUUUGUCCCCCUCCCCCACAUUUUUCCCAGGCUGGAGCCGCCACUGGGCUACAGCAAGACUGAUAUGAUAAAGAGUAAUUGUGUCAUUGCAUUUGAAAUAUUUUCAAACAUGGCUUUUACAAAAACCAUAAUAUAUCUAUAAUAUGAAUCGUUUAAUGCAAACUGAAUUGUGUAACAUGCUCAGAUGCCGUUCUUCCAAAAUUUCGUUGUUGAAAGCAACGACUUGGAGCUUGAAUUUGAUCAAUGAACAGGUAUUUGAUUUGCAUCUUGAUAAUUCACAAUGAAAGCAUUAUUUGCUUUAGCAAACCGAUCGUUUCUUCGCUAAAAAUUCCCAAUUAAAUAAUAAAAAAAAUCAAUCAAAUUCGAUACUCCAAAAUCAAUUCGACCUAAUUGCUUUAAAAUCAAUCCAACUCGAUAGUAAAAUUCUAAUUCAAUUGAAAAAUCUAAAAAACAGUCCAAUUCAACAUUCUAAAAACAAUCCAAUUCAAUAAUAUCAAUCUCAACAAUCAGAAAAUCAAUCCAACUCAAUGAUCCAAAUAAUCUAAUCGAUAAUCCAAAUAAUCCAAUUGUGAUCAUGGCUUGAAACCUAAGAAGGGUUUAUCAUAUAAAUCGCUUGGUGUUAUUCUUAUAAAAAUGGCAUAAAAAAUAAUAGAAAAGUUGAAAUACUCCUGAAAGACUUUAAUUUGAAGGCAGGUCUUCCUGUACUUACAGCAAAUACGAAAAU